Messenger RNA from Chelonia mydas (Green sea turtle), 5027 nucleotides. RefSeq names its product WEE1 G2 checkpoint kinase (gene WEE1). The transcript is spliced from 11 exons. Gene Ontology annotation, biological process: protein phosphorylation; mitotic cell cycle. Bases 1894 to 3798 code for a protein of 634 amino acids. Gene Ontology annotation, molecular function: magnesium ion binding; ATP binding; non-membrane spanning protein tyrosine kinase activity. Lineage: Eukaryota; Metazoa; Chordata; Testudines; Cheloniidae. Gene Ontology annotation, cellular component: nucleus. The record is from RefSeq and is a predicted model, not a curated record.
UUUACAAAUCAUUUGUAAUGUUUUUACUGCAAACAAUUUUUUUUUAAAAAGCUGAGAUUGUUACAUAUCACUUGCUCUCAGAUCAUGCUGUAGUUUCACAUCUUGUCUUAUAGGACCAUAAAAUUUAGUAUUUGUUUAACAGAUUAUGUCUGUUCCACUUGUACUUAAGCACUCUGUACCAUUUUGCACAGCUGAAGAUCUAGCAAUUAUGUUCUUUUUAAUGUGGGGCAUUUUGCUGUAAAACAAUAAACAUACUUACUCUGUGCUGAAACUAAAAAAAAAAAAAAAAUCAUAUUACUGCUGGACCUGAAAUCACCAUCACAAAAGUUACCAAUGUGUAUGUCAACCAAAUAUGCAUAUCUGGGGUAGAGGGAACCAGUAUAUUGGAUUUAUCGAUUUCGAGCGUUAGUAGAAAAGAUGAUCUAGCGUCAAUCUUCCGUUUCUUCUUCUGGUAUUAACAGAAGAUAAGAGAAGCUUUUAAAAAAAAAAAAAAAAAAAAAAGUCUGCUUAGAUUUUAGCCUUCUCAGCGCUGCCAGUCUUUACAAGCAGUCGUGCAGUGAUAGACUUUAAAAGAAGAAUUAAAGGGGCUCAUACACUGUCUUUGUUCUUAACGAGGCAGAGAUGAAACUCCCCGCCGCUAACGGCUAUCAGCAAAGUGGCAUUUUACUUGGGGUUAGGGGUGUCUGUCGGCCUUCUUCGACUUCCGAUCCUGCCACGUGUGCGGAGAGCCGAGCAGCUCACUUGGAAGCGCUCUCUAGAAAAGGGGAGCGAGCAAUAUAUUUUUUGUUUGCCCUCGCGUGAGACACGCAGGUUUGGCUGGCUGGAGGCGAUUCCUGCCAGGGUGUGGGCAGCUCGUCUCCUCCUUGCAACCGCGACGGGCUCAACUCACUGCAGGGCAAACGGAUUCCUUUCCGCAGGGCGCCGGGGCAGGAGCGCACUGACCAGCAGCACGUCACGCCUCUGCUCACAGAAGCGCCACCGCAGUGAACUGCCUGUGCAGCGGGGCUAGUGGGGUGCAGGCCGCCGGCCGGGGCUGUGCCCUGCCUCCAGCGCGACAGCAGAGCGGCUUUCCACUCCCUGCCCGCGGCGUGUUGUACAGCGAAAGGGGCAGUUCCCGCUCGAUGCGCGGGGCUGUGCGAUGGAGAACUGGAGCCGUAUCCCAGCGGCGCGGGAGGAGCCUGGCAGCCUGCCUGGCCACCCCGCGCUCGCACUGGCAGCAAGCCCCUCUCCACCUUUCCUACACGAGCCUGGAGAGAACAGCGCCCCCCGGGGCGAGGGGCCCGCCCCCCGGCUGGUGCGGUCGGAGGAGCAGCUCUGGCGACUCACUGCCGGGGUCAGAGCUCAUACUCGUCCUAGCGCCCUGUUCGGGUCAUUCCGCUGUUCGCUCUACCCCAAGGCCAUCGCCGCCCCCUGCGGCACCCCCCUGCGGCCGCCCAGCUCUGCCGCUCGCCGGAACGGAGGCACGGGGCUACCGCCGGGGGCGUCUCCGCACCCCGCACUCCCAACGGAAGGAGACGUCUCCAGCCCCGCCCUUUCCAGCGCCCCAUUCGCGCCAAACGAACGUAUGACGUAUGUUCUGCGUGGCCCAGCCUCCGUCUUCCUUGUUUUCAAACUGAGUGGGCGUGUGUGAUUGGCUGGCGUGGGGGCCACGAGACUAACGGUCGCGGGAAAGCCGCGGAGUCUGAACGGCAAGAGCUGGGCUACCCUGGGCAGCGCUAGCGAGUGGGUCCGCGCGGAGCCUGCAGUGGUGCGGGGCCCCGGAGGAGCCUGGGGUGGCGCCUACUCUGCGCCGAUAGUGGCAGAGCUGGGGAGCGGUCGGCGUGGGAGCGGCCGCGUCUCCCCGUGAGCGGGGCCCGUUCGGAGCCGGGAGCGGCCCGGAGCCUUGGUCCCGCCAUGAGCUUCGUGAGCCUGCAGCAGGCCGCGGCGCGGCGCGUCUCGGUCCGGCGGGCGGCCGCCCCGAUCCGGCAGAAGCUGCUGUUCCCGGCCGGCAGCAGCGACUGCGAGGAGGAGGACGAGGAGGAGGAAGGGGGCAGCAGCGGCAACAGCACCGGCGAGGACUCAGCCUUCCAGGAGGCGGACUCGCCGCUCUCGGCAGCCCGCACUCCGGCGCGGGGCGAGCCGCCGCCGCUGGAAGAGGAGGAGAUGGAGCCGGCGGGGUCCGCGCUGCCUGGGGAGGAGGAGGACUCAUGGGAGGAGGAGGGCUUCGGCUCGUCCCCGGUCAAGUCGCCCGGAGCCUACUUCAUGGCCGGCUCGCCCUCGCCGCCACUCAAGGGCCGCCGGUGUUGCGGGGAGUCGCCGACGCAUUUCACUGCAGGCGGGUACCGGGUCCGCAGCGAGGAGCCCCGCUCCCCCCUGCUCGAGUGCCCCGGCACCCCGCCCCACAAGACCUUCCGCAAGCUGCGCCUCUUCGACACACCGCACACGCCCAAGAGUUUGCUUUCCAAAGCUCAAGGAAUGGGCUCCAGUUCAGUUAAACUCCGUGUAGGAUCCCUCUUCAUGAAUGUUGGGAAGUCCGAAAAGCAGGAUGCUGUUAUGAGACGGACACCUCAUGUGAACAUUAAUCCCUUUACUCCAGACUCGCUGUUCCUUCAGACUUCAGCUGGACAGUGUCGUAGAAGAAAGAGAACACAUUGGAAUGACUCUUGUGGGGAGGACAUGGAAGCAAGUGAUGGAGAGCUUGAAGAUGAAACUAUCAGACCUGCCAAGCGGAUCACAAUAACAGAAAGUAAUAUGAAGUCACGGUAUGAAACAGAAUUUCAUGAAUUGGAGAAGAUUGGGUCUGGAGAAUUUGGUUCCGUGUUUAAAUGUGUAAAAAGACUUGAUGGCUGUAUCUAUGCUAUAAAACGGUCCAAGAAGCCCUUAGCUGGCUCAGUUGAUGAGCAGAAUGCUUUAAGAGAGGUCUAUGCACAUGCAGUUUUGGGGCAGCAUUCUCAUGUAGUCAGAUACUACUCUGCCUGGGCAGAAGAUGAUCACAUGCUUAUACAGAAUGAAUAUUGUAAUGGUGGGAGUUUAGCUGAUGCCAUAAGUGAAAACUACAGAAAUAUGCGCUAUUUUACUGAACCCGAGCUGAAAGAUCUUCUACUUCAGGUGGCUCGUGGCUUAAAGUAUAUUCAUUCAAUGUCACUGGUACACAUGGAUAUAAAGCCUAGUAAUAUCUUCAUAUCUAGGACAUCAGUUCCAAGUAUGACAUCAGAGGAAGGUGAUGAUGAUGACUGGUCUUCUGACAAAGUUGUAUUUAAAAUAGGUGAUCUUGGUCACGUAACUAGAGUAUCUAGUCCACAAGUAGAGGAAGGAGAUAGCCGUUUUCUUGCAAAUGAAGUUUUACAAGAGAACUAUACUCACUUGCCGAAAGCUGAUAUUUUUGCUCUUGCUCUAACUGUUGUGUGUGCUGCUGGUGCUGAACCACUUCCGACUAAUGGAGACCAAUGGCAUGAAAUUCGACAAGGAAAACUGCCUAGAAUACCACAAGUUCUUUCUCAAGAAUUAUUGGAGUUAUUAAAAGUUAUGAUUAGUCCAGAUCCAGAGAGAAGACCUACAGCAGUGGCUCUGGGCAAGCAUUCAGUGCUGCUAUCUGCUGCCAAAAAGAGUGCAGAGCAACUUCGGAUAGAGCUGAAUGCUGAGAAGUUCAAAAAUUCACUCUUGCAAAAAGAACUGAAGAAGGCACAAAUGGCAAAAGCUGCAGCAGAAGAGAGGGCACUGUUCACCGACCGAAUGGCAACUAGAUCUACAACACAGAAUAGAACAUCUCGACUCAUCGGAAAGAAAAUGAACCGCUCAGUUAGUCUUACUAUAUACUGAAAUAUCCAUUCCAAAAAAACCUGAGGAGAGACUAUGAAAUCUUCUUAAGGGAUUGAAUUUUUGAGGAGUUGAAGGAAGAAUUCAAUUUCUGGUUUCUUGCCCAGUCUUCAAUCAGUGUCUCUAGUUUUACAGAAAUAACUUUUAGGAUUUUUAAUUGCAAAAUACAGCAAAUUAGCUGUAUUAACAAUUGAGAGAUGGACUCUAAUAUCUGGUCUGUUGGAAACGUUGGAUGUUAAUCCAUAAGCCUUUCAGUUACACUGUUAAAUGUUACACCAUCCCAGGGUUAACCACUAUAGUGGUGUGCUGCUUUUUAGUGUUACUACAUUGUAACAAAAUAUAUUCCCUAAUAAUCUUAAAAGGGCUUUAUUGAAAUUAGAUUGUCCUUGGAACAGGGAAGGAAUGCUGAGGAGACUGGUUUAAGGCCAUUCAAUAUACCUGGUGUCAGGAAACUUUUUAUUGUGAAUUUUACUUGUCUGUUCAACUGGGAGCACUUUGUCGGCAUAACUUAAACCAUGGAUAAAUAAGCCUGUGGAAGUAUAUGCCAUGUGAAACUGCUGCUAUUUUAGUUUUUUGUCCUUGCUGUAAACUGUAGCAUUAAAACAAUCAUUGUUGUGUUAAUAGGCUUUCUGUUAAAACAAUUAUGUGAAAAAUAUCUAAGCUGCCUUUAGUGAAAGCAGCAUUUUUCUUUAAAGCUAGUGCAUUGUGAACUAAAUGCACCAAUUUUAUAUUUGAACUUUGUAUUAGUGUAGUGCAAUUGUUAAUGUCUCAGCUAUUAAUGUUUUUGUAAUUUUUUAAUAAAGUUCUCUGAAUGUUGGGGUUUUCCUCUUCUCCCUCCCUUCAGUUUCAUGUUUGUAUGGCUAUUGAAUAUUUUUGUUGGAGAACCUGUACAUACUUGUGCUGUUUAGUGUAAGUAUUUUGGCUGUUCAAUGUUCAUGUACAUAACUGUUUGAUCUCGCUCAUAGUAUACCAUACUAAACUGCAGUCUGGGAUGCCAGAAGACUGAAUUGAAUCUAUUCCAGUAUAAGUUCUGAACUGAAUACAAUUUGGCUGUGUAAUCACUUUUUCUGUUACUAGUUAAAAGCUGACAGAUAUUGCCAAAAAUGGAAUUUGUUUGUUACUGGCAUGUCUCUACUCAUUAACUUUGAUUUAAACAAUGUUCCCCGUUUGUGUUUCACUUAUUUGUAUUAGUAUUUAAUUGGAAUAUUAAAAGUCAAAGGUUGAGCUUAAUA